AUGCGCGAACUAGAUCCGUUGGUCUCCGAGUACCAACAUGACAAACACCGGCCCAGAGAAGCAGAGGCUUUGUUGAUGCUCCGGAAAAUAGCCUCCCUAGUCAAACCAAUUAUGCGCCAGAGGGCUUGGAGGGUAGGGACACUGUGUGAAUUCUACCCACAGCAACGAAACCUCCUGGGCUUGAAUGUGAACGCGGGCCAGAAAAUAUGUCUCCGUUUACGAUACCCUUCUGACGAGCGUCAAUUCCUACCGUUAGAGCAAGUAGUUGAUACGAUGCUGCACGAGCUCUGUCAUAUUGUACAUGGACCACAUAAUCAGCAUUUCCAUGCCUUAUGGAACCAGUUACGCGAUGAACAUGAAGAGCUAGUCAUGAAAGGCUACACCGGGGAGGGUUUCCUCUCGCAAGGUAAACGCUUGGGUGGGCGGAACAUGCCAAUAGACGAGGCGCGCCGCGUAGCUAGAGCGGCUGCAGAGCGGAGACGGACCCUUACAGCAGGAUCAGGGCAGCGGCUUGGCGGUGCCCCGGUAUUGCGGGGAACAGACAUGCGCCGAGUCAUUGCUGAUGCCGCGCAGAGGCGUAUCGACGUGACCAAAGGCUGUGCCUCGGGGGCAGACAACAGCGUUGAGCUUGCAGAGGAAGCCUCUAGGAAUGGGUUUCGCACCAAAGCCGAAGAAGACGAUGCAAACGAACGGGCUAUCAUGGAAGCUUACAUCGAUUUGAUACAGGAAGAAGAAAGGGAGAGAUAUGGGCCUUCUUACAUUCCUCCUUCCCGGGAAAUUCCUGCCGGGCCUCGGUCAGCUCCUUCUCCUCUUCCUAUAGCGGAAAACACCAAACCUACUACCUCGGCAGAGCGGCGAGACCCAAUUGAUCUCACGUAUGACAAUGCCUCUUACGAACAACCUUGGACAUGUCCCACCUGCACUCUUGAGAAUCCAGCCAACUUCCUGUGCUGUGAUGCUUGUGCCUCAGAACGCCCACGGCCCUCAGCUACUAGAUCAUCAUCUGGACCACCGACCACAGGACCUUGCAGCACAGACAAUCGCAACAAGAAGAAGCGCCCGAUAAGCCAGUCUGCCAGUCAGACUGUUCUUAAGAACCGAACUAGGGCUGUGGAAACCCUCGCUGCCCUUGACAGCAGUAUCGCCAAGCGACCCUUGGGCUGGAUCUGUCAAUCAUGUGGCACAUUCAUGGAAACGGAAUGGUGGACUUGUUCAAACUGUGGAAUGAUGAAACAGGACUCAUGA
Molecule: messenger RNA, 1245 nt
Organism: Aspergillus lentulus
Lineage: Eukaryota; Fungi; Ascomycota; Eurotiomycetes; Eurotiales; Aspergillaceae
Product: metalloendopeptidase WSS1
Biological process (GO): DNA repair
Cellular component (GO): nucleus
Molecular function (GO): metallopeptidase activity
Source: RefSeq, a predicted model, not a curated record